AUGAGUGUUCAAUAUCCCAAGAAAUUCUUUGUUAUUGCCUUUGCUGUAAUCGCAGCUGCUUCAGCCGCUUCUAUUGCCACGGAUUACCUUCCCCCAGUGGACAACAACUUGGAAGCUGCUUCCGAAGAAUUUGCCGUUGAGACUCCUUUGGCUGAUGAUGGAUACCGAUACAAGACCGUGCGUCGUCUUAAGCUGCGCCAUCGUCGUGAUGUAAGCGAGCUGCCCUCCGCCGAAUACCUGCCCCCAGUUGAAGCUGCUUCCGAGGAGGUUGCAGUGGAGACCCCUUUGGCUGAUGAUGGUUACCGUUACAAGACUGUCCGUCGUGUGAUCCGUCGUCGUCGUGAUGUUAACGAGCUGCCCUCUGCCGAAUACCUGCCCCCAGUUGAAGCUGCUUCCGAGGAGGUUGCCGUUGAGACCCCUUUGGCUGAUGAUGGUUACCGUUACAAGACUGUCCGUCGUGUGAUCCGUCGUCGUCGUGAUGUUAACGAGCUGCCAUCUGCCGAAUACCUGCCCCCAGUUGAAGCUGCUUCCGAGGAGGUUGCCGUUGAGACCCCUUUGGCUGAUGAUGGCUACCGUUACAAGACUGUCCGUCGUGUGAUCCGUCGUCGUCGUGAUGUUAACGAGCUGCCCUCCGCCGAAUACCUGCCCCCAGUUGAAGCUGCUUCCGAGGAGGUUGCCGUUGAGACCCCUUUGGCUGAUGAUGGUUACCGUUACAAGACUGUCCGUCGUGUGAUCCGUCGUCGUCGUGAUGUUAACGAGCUGCCCUCCGCCGAAUACCUGCCCCCAGUUGAAGCUGCUUCCGAGGAGGUUGCCGUUGAGACCCCUUUGGCUGAUGAUGGUUACCGUUACAAGACUGUCCGUCGUGUGAUCCGUCGUCGUCGUGAUGUUAACGAGCUGCCCUCCGCCGAAUACCUGCCCCCAGUUGAAGCUGCUUCCGAGGAGGUUGCCGUUGAGACCCCUUUGGCUGAUGAUGGUUACCGUUACAAGACUGUCCGUCGUGUGAUCCGUCGUCGUCGUGAUGUUAACGAGCUGCCCUCCGCCGAAUACCUGCCCCCAGUUGAAGCUGCUUCCGAGGAGGUUGCCGUUGAGACCCCUUUGGCUGAUGAUGGUUACCGUUACAAGACUGUCCGUCGUGUGAUCCGUCGUCGUCGUGAUGUUAACGAGCUGCCCUCCGCCGAAUACCUGCCCCCAGUUGAAGCUGCUUCCGAGGAGGUUGCCGUUGAGACCCCUUUGGCUGAUGAUGGUUACCGUUACAAGACUGUCCGUCGUGUGAUCCGUCGUCGUCGUGAUGUUAGCGAGUUGCCCUCUGCCGAAUACCUGCCUCCAGUUGAGGCUGCCUCUGCCGUUUCACCAAUCAUCGAUGUGCCUGCUGAGCAGACCGUGUUGGCUGAUGAUGGCUACCGCUACAAGACCGUCCGUCGUCUUAAGCUUCGCCGCCAUUAAAGUCUCUGGCCAAACACUCGCCUAUCGCAGCAUUCAAGAUUCCUACUGAGAAGAUGAACAGUUGCCUAGAAGAGAAGUGUCAGAAUAUGUAUUAGUCAAUCUGAAACGUUUAUGAAUAACUCCGAGUACAAACAACGAAUAAACAAUAAAAGAAAAAUGUUAAAAAACAAA
This is a messenger RNA of Drosophila willistoni, 1614 nucleotides long. RefSeq lists its product as uncharacterized. The coding region runs from base 1 to 1443 and encodes 480 amino acids. NCBI's taxonomy places the organism in Eukaryota, Metazoa, Arthropoda, Insecta, Diptera, Drosophilidae. The record is from RefSeq and is a predicted model, not a curated record. Gene Ontology annotation, molecular function: calcium ion binding. Gene Ontology annotation, biological process: negative regulation of protein sumoylation. The transcript is spliced from 2 exons.